AUCAGUUUCCAGUCACAAUUAUACGACCUCUAAGCAUAAUGAAGACUUCAACGUUCUGUGUCGUUCUGUGCCUUAGCGUGAUUCAAAGUUUUGCUCAAAGGAGUGAUUACUGCAAGCCUACAUUAUGCCAAUCAGGGCGUCAUAUCGGAUGUGGAAACAAAAAUCAAUACGCUUUAACGUGUCCAAAGGAUGCCAAAAUUGUGAACCGCGAAAAUUAUAAAAAUGUCUUCGUAAAUGAACACAACCGUGUUCGGAAUAUAAUUGCGACUGGGAACUUGGUGGGAUACUAUCCUGCGAUGAGAAUGGCUACUGUGACAUGGGACAACGAAUUAGCUAGGCUAGCCGAGAUGUUAGUGAAAACUUGCAUUAGUUCCUAUGACGAGUGCCGGAACACAGAUCGGUUCAGUGCUGUUGGCCAAAACAUUGCAUCUACAACCAUAAUCGGAUCUUAUAGCGUAGCCAAGCUGAUUGAAGACACUGUGGACAAAUGGUUCAAGGAACAUUCCAUUAUUAAUAGAUCAUACGUCUCCACGUAUAAGAUGGACGACAACUUCAAUACAUCGCGGCAUUUUGCACAAUUGGCUUUAAGUCGGGCUACUCGUGUCGGUUGUGCCAUCAUUGAGUUUACGGAUGGAACAAGGACCCGCGUUAACGUGGUGUGCAAUUAUUCUGCACGUCCCAUGCAUAACCAAGCAUUAUAUACGGAAGGCUGUUCUGUAGCCCAAUGUUUACAGGGUCAUAACACUAACUUCCAGGGAUUGUGUACUCAGUCAGAACUAAUCGACCCAAACAAUUAUAUAUAUUAAGCCGGAAAUUUGCUACCGAUACGAGUUUCUUUGAUUGACUUUACAAUAAAUUAUAUACUACAAUAAGAUAGGUGAAACGUGGUAACUGUUAAAUAAAGUUGAAUAAAUCUUAAUUCUACAAGAAAUC
Hermetia illucens (black soldier fly) is the source of this 933-nucleotide messenger RNA. Its product is annotated as antigen 5 like allergen Cul n 1-like. The transcript is spliced from 4 exons. Lineage: Eukaryota; Metazoa; Arthropoda; Insecta; Diptera; Stratiomyidae. The record is from RefSeq and is a predicted model, not a curated record. The coding region runs from base 39 to 806 and encodes 255 amino acids.